This is a messenger RNA of Sciurus carolinensis (gray squirrel), 486 nucleotides long. Its product is annotated as peroxynitrite isomerase THAP4-like. The record is from RefSeq and is a predicted model, not a curated record. NCBI's taxonomy places the organism in Eukaryota, Metazoa, Chordata, Mammalia, Rodentia, Sciuridae. The transcript has 4 exons. The coding region runs from base 1 to 486 and encodes 161 amino acids.
AUGCGCAGGAGGAGGCUGCUGACUGCUGUCCUUCUGUCCUCAGAGCCUCCCAAGAUGAACCCAGUGGUGGAGCUGCUGUCCUGGAUGCUGGGCACCUGGCUGUCUGACCCUCCGGGAGCUGGGACCUACCCGACCCUGCAGCCCUUCCAGUACCUGGAGGAGGUGCACAUCUCCCACGUGGGCCAGCCCAUGCUCAAGUUCUCGUUCGACUCCUUCCACCCGGACACACGCAGACCCCUGCACAGAGAGUGUGGCUUCAUCCGCCUCAAGCCCGACACCAACAAGGUGGCCUUCGUCAGCGCCCAGAACACAGGUGUUGUGGAGGUGGAGGAGGGCAAGGUGAAUGGGCAGAAACUGGGGAUCGCGUCCCACUCCAUCGCCAGGAUCUCCUUCACCAAGGAACCCCAUGUGGAGCAGGAUGGACUUCUGAAUAAGACUCGAGGUUCCAAACGUUUACAUGGAGGUCACAUGGAACGUGUGCAUUAG